AUGGACGAAUCGACGAGUGGCGAUCGUGAGAGGCAACACCGAUCGGCGGAAAUAAACACGGGCCAAAAACAAGGGGCCACGUGCUUGAAUAUGGCUAAUUACGCGACCUCGAACGAGGCAUGCAACUUAUCAACAAUACCGAAACGGAAAUUGUCCGUGUUUUAUCGAUCGUUCGACGUGAUCGCGCAGAUCGAUCAAGAGAAGGAAAAGGAGACGCUCGAUUUUAGACGAACUUCGAGCAGCCCGUCCGUUCGAAUCGAGGGUAUUCGAGAGGAUAACGAUUCGAACGAUAACGAUGAAGCUGAUCAACAAACGAGUUUGCACAAAAGAGAAUUGGUAACUUAUCGUUCGUUGAUCGAGAGUGAGAAGUUUUUGAGCGGUUCAUCGCCGGAUCGUCUCAGCGAAAAGCCAUCCUCGAAUAACGGGCAGGCUUCGAAAGUUGGUUCGUUAUCUCCGAAGACGAUCGAGUUGUCUCAAGUUCGAGAGGAUACGAUCGUGGAUAAUUAUUCCACGAUUACCGAGACUUCGAUCGGGAAACGUUAUAAGUUGAAUAAUAAUGGGAAUUAUUCCGAGUUGAAAGUCGCCGAUGAAAAUGUCGCGAUUAAUUCCCAUCAGACCGAUUCAUCAACCGAUCCGACCAACACCGUCCGAUCGUUCGCGGAGAAAAAAAUUGGAAACGGCGAGACGAACAACUCGACCAAUGGGACAAUCGAUUUCCAUCGUGGAAAUUCAGUGCAUGCCACACGCUCAAUUUGUUCCCAUGCCACCGAUCUGGUUAAGAUCAAAGAUUCGGAGUAUCCCCGCUCGUUUGUGAACGCAUCGAGUGCCGGUCGCCUCGGGAAAUAUACAUCAGUCGAUGCCGAAAUGUCGAGUCACGAGGAUAGCUCGAUCGGUUCCGAUAGCGAGGAUGAUUCGAUUGAACGGAAUAUGCACGCUGCGUUGUGUUCGAGGGACGAAGGGAAGAUCGAGAGGCGGCGAUCGAAAAGUGACAGUCCAUUGUCGCAACCCUUGUCAUUGUUUUGCUCGAUGACUGAACCAUCGCGGAAACUUUCGAGGGAAAUUGAUGAGCACGAGGAAAGCGAGGAUCCUGAGGAAUUUCGUUCGAAACGAGAGGAGCGACAAAGAUUUUUUGCCACAAGAAGAUCUUUAUCGGAAGGUGACUGUGAACGAUACCAUCGCGCAAAAUGCCGUUGCAAAUACAUGAAAGAGGAAGAAUCGUUCGAUGAAAGAAUGCAAUUUCUAGCUUUUCCUAGUUUUAACGACAUCAAACUACAGAUUAUCGGAUUAUCGUGCUCUAAAGAUAUAGAUAACGUGUACAGAGAAAAUUUACCGGAGAAAGAGCUCGAGCGCAAAUAUAUUGCGUUUUCAAUAGGACUUGGUUCCGAUAGAAUUACCUUACAUCGAAGAAUGGUUUUAUCGCUGCGUCAACGAGAUCAGUCGGAACGAAAUUUUAUGAAUGAAAUACAAAGAAUGCAAGAGGAUAUAAAAGAUUUAUGUUCGCUUUGCACGGAUCAAGAGUCAAUAGACAAAGUAGAAAAAGUUCGUCAUCGAUUAGACAUGAUAGCACGGUCAGCCCAUAGAAUUUCUUGCGCUGCUGAAACACUGGGAGCAGUGUACCAAGAACACAGACUUUCUAGAGCGAUUUUUAUAGGUGACAAGUAUCUGCAAUUAUUACGAUCCAGAUGCGAAAAUCUAGCAACAGAUAUUGAAGAAAUCAAAGAAAUUUUGUUGAAGAAUAAUAUUAUGAUAGAAGAAACUUCUGGAGAGAUGGGAGAUGAUUUACCUAAAAUUCGAUACAGAAAUGGAUUACCUUGCAAUAAUCGAACAAUGAUGGCUAGGAGAAGAGCUAGCAUCGCUACAAUUACACGACCUUUAUGUUCUCAAGAUGUUUUAAAGGAAGUUCCUAGACAACGAAACUCUGUUUCCGGAAGAGUUACUUUAAGACGUCCAUCAUUAUGUUUCGAAACGCAAAAAUGGGAAAACGAAAAAUUACAUCGAACAGACAGUGUAAAUAGUGUCAUUGAAUUACGUGACAUUUUUGAACAUACUGAGUUGCGAAGAAAUUCAAUUGAAGAAAAUAAUAAUCUCUUAAGAAAUGAUCAAAAUAAUAGCGUUUAUAAUAGCAUAAAUUGUGAUAUCACUAAUAAUGUAAAAGAUAAAGAUCGAUUAAUUACAAAACAAAAUUCUUUCUUGGAAUUAAAUGUGGCUAAAACUGUUGAAAAGCAGUUAAAAUCAUGUAUACGAACACAUAAUGUUGAACCAUUGCGAAUAACGAGAAAUAUCGAAACAUGGAGGCCGAUAUUGUGGUUUGCAUUCAUCUUCUUUCUCGGAUUUUAUGCAAAACAAAUUAUUUCAACGUUUGUUACAUAAUACAUUAAAAAAUUUUGAUAGUAAGACUUAGCAUUUUUUGUGUUAUAAUAUUGCAGUAUUAAAAAAAAAUUUAUUCAGUGUAAUAAUUUACAAAGAAAAAUAAUAAAAAGCGUUAUUUACAAA
Molecule: messenger RNA, 2493 nt
Organism: Apis cerana (Asiatic honeybee)
Lineage: Eukaryota; Metazoa; Arthropoda; Insecta; Hymenoptera; Apidae
Source: RefSeq, a predicted model, not a curated record